This is a messenger RNA of Penicillium soppii, 621 nucleotides long. RefSeq names its product PIG-H family GPI synthesis protein. Gene Ontology annotation, cellular component: glycosylphosphatidylinositol-N-acetylglucosaminyltransferase (GPI-GnT) complex. Gene Ontology annotation, biological process: GPI anchor biosynthetic process. The record is from RefSeq and is a predicted model, not a curated record. Lineage: Eukaryota; Fungi; Ascomycota; Eurotiomycetes; Eurotiales; Aspergillaceae. The coding region runs from base 1 to 621 and encodes 206 amino acids. The transcript has 3 exons.
AUGCCCGGUCGACUCAAAGUUCAACGUCCCUCUCCGACGACUGUCUCCUUCACAGUAUCCAAUGCGCCCCAGCGGUCAAGUUCCCCAGCCAAAAUUCUAUUCGGUCUCCAAAUAUUGCUGCGUGCAGUCUUGUUCUCAUGCGUUGUAAGUGUCGGCGUCGCACUUCUCAGACAUAUUGUCUUUAAAGGAGAUAGCGGAAGAAUAAGCUGGUCAGCCGUAUGGUCAAGUGCGCUCGGGUCCAAGCUGUGUCGCUUCGUGGAUUCAUACAACCCGCUGGCAAUCGCUGUGGUCAGUGCAGUAGUGAUCUACGGCGUUUUCAGACGGGGUUAUACCGAGGAAUCGCUCUUGGUCAUUCGAGGAUUCGGCAUUCAGACCUCAACAUCGUCAUCCACUUAUCUGUCUUCCGCUGCGACCAGAUUCAUUCCUACCACACAAAUCCAAGACAUUGUCAUCCACGAAGCUUUCAAGGGCUUCGAGGUCCGCUUUUACUUGGCAGUCAUCGUCGAAGGCGAGCCUGAUGCCCUGGUGGUCUUCCCGCAUAUGCUUCCCAAACGAGAUAUCUUAGAGCAGGUUUGGAGAGGCUCAAGACGAUGUCUUUACGAUGCAAAUGCAAAGUCGUGA